This is a messenger RNA of Solanum dulcamara, 2241 nucleotides long. RefSeq names its product B3 domain-containing protein REM6-like. NCBI's taxonomy places the organism in Eukaryota, Viridiplantae, Streptophyta, Magnoliopsida, Solanales, Solanaceae. Bases 120 to 2195 code for a protein of 691 amino acids. The transcript is spliced from 10 exons. Gene Ontology annotation, cellular component: membrane. The record is from RefSeq and is a predicted model, not a curated record. Gene Ontology annotation, molecular function: DNA binding; copper ion transmembrane transporter activity. Gene Ontology annotation, biological process: copper ion transmembrane transport.
GCCUUGAAAAGGUGUCAACAUUUCCAUUAAAAAGUUCAGAGUUCAUUAAAUUGUUAGAAAUUUAGUGAUUUUUCUUACAUGUCAAUUGCAAAACAGAAAGGGGCAUUUUGUUGAUUGCCAUGAAAAUCCCUCCAAAGAAACCUCAAUUUAUCAAACCCAUUCAGAAAGGUUUCAAGCAUGGUCUUAAAAUCCCUACAGGUUUCUUGAAGUAUUUGAAGGAACAGGACCAUAUUGAACAUGCAAUACUAAGAAAGGCAGGUAAAGAGUGGCUGGUGAAGGUGAAUGGAUGGCGAUUAGAAGAGGGUUGGAAAAAGUUUGCUAAGGAGAAUGAUUUGCAAUUGGGAUAUUUGUUGAUUUUCAAACAUGAAGGAGACAUGGAGUUUGAGGUUUCCAUCUUCGAUUCGAGUCAUUGCGACAGAGAAUAUGCAGAGUAUCUUCAACAAGAAGCAGGAUGCAAUAGUUUUGAAGAGACUUCCAAGAAAUUUGAAAUCAAAAUCAAAGGCGAGGCAUUUCCCUAUGCAGAAGCUGGUACUUGCAACCCUUGCAGUCAAUCUCAUUUUGAGUGCAUUGUCAGACAUUAUUGCAUUUCAAAAGGUUACUUGCGCCUUCCUAAGCAAUUUGCAAAGGAAAACGGUCUUGUCGACAAGAAGUGUGAUGUGAUUAUCAGAGAUGAAAGACAAAGAUCAUGGAACUUAAGGUUAGCUACACACAAUUCUACAGUCCAUAUAUUAGGUGGAUGGCGCAAGUUCCGCGUUGUGAAUGACUUAAAGGAGGGAGAUUAUAUGAAGUUUGAGGUUAUUGCUAAUGGAGAAAAACCAAUAUGGAAAUUUCACGACAAACCAAAACCCAACAUCGUGCCAAUAAGAAAGGCUUUUCUCAAGGAAGAAUCUCCUACUUACAGCUCUUUUGGUCAAUCUCAUCUUGUGUGCAUUGUCAGGCCGUAUUGUCUUUCAAGGAAUUACUUUCGCCUUCCUAAACGAUUUGCUCGGGCAAACGGACUCGUCAAUAAGAAAUGUGUUUUGGUUAUUAGAGAUGAAAGACAAAGAUCAUGGAAUUUAAGGAUGGAUACCUACGGUUCUGCAGUCUAUAUUGCAGAGGGAUGGCGUAAAUUUCGUGUUGAAAAUGACUUGAAGGAGGGAGAUUUCAUGAUGUUUGAGGUUGUUACUAAUGGAGCGAAACCAAUAUGGACAUUUCAUGGAGCGGCCACUCACAAGUCUUUUGGUCAGUCUCAUUUUGUAUGCAUUCUUAAACCCUAUAGCCUCAUCAAUGAUAUCUUGUACAUUCCUACAAAAUUUGCAAUUGCAAAUGGUCUCACCAACAAGAACUGUGAUUUGAUUAUUAGAGAUGAAAAGGAAAGGUCGUGGAUUGUCAAGUUACGUUCUUUUGGCCCUGGUGCAUGUAUCAAAGGUGGAUGGAAGGAAUUACGUGAUGCAAAUUGCUUAAAGGAAGGAGAUUGCAUAAUAUUUGAGGUUGUUUCUAAUGGGGAAAAACCAAUAUGGAAAUAUAAUGGACUCUCCUCACGUCACUUGGUGAAAUUGUUCCUAAAGAUGAUCAAUCAUUCUCUUUAUCUUGAGGAACAUUUAUUACUCAGCUGUUACUAUCAAUUUGGCUUAUCUAAAACAUGUAUAGUACACACCUCCUCCAUCACACAUUUCACUCCCCAAUUUGGAAGAAGAAGAAAAUUCAACAGAGAAGAGACGAAUCAAUUUGCAGAGAUGAACGACUCUACUCGUAUGCACGGAGCAGGCGCUAUGAAUAUGGCGCCGUCGCCGCCGGCCGCCGCGAACAGCCAUCACAUGAUGAUGAUGCACAUGACGUUUUUCUGGGGGAAAAACGCCGAAAUUCUCUUCUCCGGUUGGCCGGGAUACAAUAACAUCGGUAUGUACGUCUUCGCACUUUUCGUCGUUUUUCUACUUGCUUUCUUCGUCGAGUGGCUCUCACAUACAAAUUACAUCAAAGAGAGUGCAAAUCAUGUAGCGGCUGGGUUGAUUCAGACGGCUUUGUACGGAAUCAGAAUUGGUUUGGCUUAUUUGGUUAUGCUGUCUGUGAUGUCUUUCAAUGGCGGCAUUUUUCUGGCGGCGAUUGCUGGCCAUACGUUAGGGUUUAUGGUUUUCGGGAGUAGGGUUUUUAAGAAAUCGCCGUUGACGGCUUAUGCUAAGGCAUCGGAUCUUCCUUCUAUGCCUUGUAAUUGUUGAUGAAAAUUGAAAUAAAGAAGAUCUUUAAUAUAUUUUCUUUUUUAAA